AUGAUACAGGGUCAUGAAGAGUUACUUAAUUAUCUCACAGAAGCUGAAAAAGUGUUCUUGUUUGGAGCAAGUGAUCAACAUCCCCAAUUCGAGAUUGCACACAUAAGACACCAGAAACGUCGCAAACGGUCUUUGUCCUAUGAGAAUCAAGAUCUAAUUACGAUAAAACAACACUUAGACCUGAAACUUAGCCCAAAAAGCAGCUUUCUCGAUCCGCAGUUCCUGCUAAUGAAAAGAUGGUCCAAUGGUACUGAAGUUAUAUUAGACCAGCAUACAGAUGAGGAGUUAGAUGCUUGCUAUUAUAAAAGUGAAAGUGCAGCGUUGUUUGUUUGUGAUGGAGUGCGAGGACUGAUUAAAUCUAACGACAGUUAUUAUUCUGUACACCCACUGCCAGAAAGAUUUCACCACGGAAAUACAAAAGCACACGUUAUUAUUAAACGCCAAAUGGAUGAUACAAAUGCAAAUACUGAAGACAAUUGCAUAGAGAGACGUUAUAUCAAAGAACAAUUUGAAGAUUCCCCUGAAAUAACUAAAACUUGGUCGAAACAUCGACGAAAACGGAACAUUGAGACCAACCAUAAUAAUCUAGAUAAGUUUAAGUUAGAUUUAAUACAUAGAAAUAAGACUAUAGGAGCGUUUAUUGAUAAACUUAAAACAGAAGAAAGGAGGCAGAAAAGAGCUGUUUUACCAGCGAUUUUUGUGGAAACAGCAGUUUUUGUAGACAGAGAUUUGUACAAACAUAUGACUGUUAAUUUUCCAAAGGAAACGGAGAGAGAGUUAGUUAGAUUUGUAUUAGCUAUGAUAAACGCAGUACAAUUAAUUUACCAUGAUCCCAGUUUAGGAAGACCAGUGAAUUUUAUCCUAAAGAGACUCGAAAUUCUUCAUGAAGAUCCUUCUAAUUUGAAACGACCACAUGAUAUUGAUAGGUUUCUAAGUAACUUCUGUACGUGGCAAAGACUUGAGAACCCACCAGGAGAUAAUGACCCAUUGCAUUGGGAUCACGCCCUGAUUUUAACUGGAUUAGACUUGUAUGUCGUCAAUAAGAAUGGGAAAGUAAGCAGUCAAGUUGUUGGUUUAGCUCCCGUUGCUGGUAUGUGCACAGUGACCAGUAGUUGUACUGUCAACGAAGGAAGGCAUUUUGAAAGCGUCUAUGUGGUCGCCCACGAAAUCGGACAUAAUUUAGGAAUGCGACAUGAUGGCCCCUUAGCUGAUAACGGUUGCGAUCCAAGCGCUUACAUAAUGAGCCCAACAUUAGGAAGCGGAAAAAUAACUUGGUCACAGUGCAGUAAAAACUAUUUGGAUAAAUUUUUGGACUCAUCCCAAUCGCGAUGUCUACUCGACCAUGGCAACUCGGCUGGACAAUUGGACCACAGUGCUGAAGGUCUACUUCCAGGGGAACGAUUUGACGCUGACCAACAAUGUAUGCUGAAAUACGGUCGAGGCAGUCGUCAUUCCGGAUCUCAGAACUUGGAAGACAUUUGUAGAGACCUGCAUUGUCAAAGGGAGCGAUACACCUGGACGUCACAUCCAGCACUUGAGGGAACACGGUGCGGGGAAGACAUGUAUUGUCGUGGCGGAGAAUGUGUAGAUCGCUGGAGCGGUGUCUCCCAUAGCGAAGGGCGUUGGGGUCGGUGGUCGCGUUGGUCUGAUUGUGCGUCUGCGUGUUUGUUGGAUGAUGCGCACGCGCCGGCUGCUAGCGGCGUUGCGUUUGCCACUCGACGCUGUAAUAGAGGCAGAUAUGAAAACGGCAAAAGCUAUUGCCAUGGACACGACAAAAAGUAUCAAUCAUGUGACGCGCACCAGUGCAACAAUGUUCCCAGAAUGACAGUUCGAGAGUUCACCGACCAAAUAUGCUCACGCGCACGCGAAGUAGACCCCGACUUGAUAGGAACUGGUCUUCAGAGAUUGGAUGAUGACGAUGUAAGCAGCGCGUGCGCAGUAUGGUGCGACACCCGAGGUGGCGGUUACAAGUCUCGCGGGUGGACUCUACCAGAUGGCACUGCUUGUUCCACGCUCUCGCCCAUGUUCUGCAUAUCUGGAGUUUGUAGGAAAUUCACAUGCGGGACCGGUUCCGAUACGGAGUUUUCACAGCGUGCAUCAGAUUGCGAAUGGGAGGCUUUACAGCUGCAAACCGCUACGCCUCAUACCACUUCAACCAAAACGUCAGGCACGUGGCGACGUGCGGUAGGUUCGCAAUGGAGGGCAACCAGCGGUUGUCACUAUAGAUGCAUCGCGGGAGGAACCGGGUUGCGUCUAGUACAGUCCGCUACUACACAUAGGGACAAUAUUCAGAUUUGCCAACCGGAUGUCGGGCGACCGCUGUCGGGAUGCAGCCAACGAAUGAGCCCAUAUCAAUAUGCAACAAUAGUAUGCAGCAAAUACAAGGAGAGAGUGAGACGACUAUCUGGUUUGGGGAUGCAAAUAUCUCCUGCAUUAGAGGAUCCAGACCGUCCAUGUCGAAUCGCAUGUCAAGACGAAAGGGUUAGCCACAGGUUCUAUCUCGUGAACGGACAAGAAGGCUGGUUCCCUCUCGGCACCAGCUGCGGGAAGAACAAUGCCUCCUUCUGCGUCAGUGGAAAAUGCUUGGAGUUCGGACCAGACAACACUCCUUUAUCAGAGUCAGUAUUCACUCUUCCACUGCUAAGUAGAAAUGCAACGCGACGCUCUUCGCGACACAAGCGCAGCGUCAUCAGAGAUCGCAUCACAGUCAAAGCCACACUCGAUAGAAAACAAAUCGAAGAUAUAAUUGCCAGACUCAACUUUACAAAUAAAGUCAACGAACAUCUCUCAUACAUGGACACGAUCCCAGAAAAUAUUCAGCUCGACUUCAACAAUCCCAUACAUAUCGCACCGGAACAGACUUUGAUCAAUAAAGUUGCGCGACCAACUUGGGAUUGA
This is a messenger RNA of Pieris macdunnoughi, 2898 nucleotides long. NCBI's taxonomy places the organism in Eukaryota, Metazoa, Arthropoda, Insecta, Lepidoptera, Pieridae. The record is from the annotation of a GenBank genome assembly.